CUAGGAAAUUUAUGAAUUAUCAAGAUUUUGCUUGAUUAAUUGAUUAUCAUUCUCCAAUGACAUUGCCAAUAGUUAUUUUGUAAAGUUGAUGGAAUAUCUAGUUCCGACCCCCCUUUCUCAUCAAACAAUCUAUUGGACCAUCCUAUGCUAGGACUGGAUGCCGAUUCGGGCUACAUGAAGAACAAAGAUUCAUCCGAUGACAAUUUGAACUCGUCUCGUUCUAUAUUAUUGGGUAUGAUAAUGACACAGAGAGAAAUAUUUUAGCUGAUUGUUUGUGUUCAUAGGGACUCAUCAUGUUCCAGACACUAAAUUUGUUGUCCUCUAUUGACAUUAUGAGUUAAGAUAAGAUAAAAGAACAAAACAAUGAAUCAGGAAGGUGAAAUAAAAAACCGACCUUAGCUCAGUUGGUAGAGCGGAGGACUGUAGUUGUACAACAGCAUAUCCUUAGGUCACUGGUUCGAAUCCGGUAGGUCGGAUUUUAGCUUCCGAUUCAUUUCUUUUCGCAACCAUUUUUUUGGGCUGGGCUUCUCAUAAACUGGGCCCGUGGUAAAUGGAGGAGGGCCCAGAGCGGAAACCCUAACCAGCCCAGCAGCCCGCCGCCCAUGUCAUCGUUCCAUAGUACAAAACGAUAAUAAACCCUAGGAAAUCCUGGUUGCUCCUUUGCCUUCAAUUCCCUCGAGCUUUCAAAGACGCCGUCUCGUCGAAACCAGCACAUCAGCUCUCUCUCGCCGAUCUCUGUGUCGGGCGACAAUGGCUCCCAAGAAGGAUAAGGCCCCGCCGCCGUCGUCGAAGCCGGCCAAGUCCGGAGGAGGCAAGCAGAAGAAGAAGAAGUGGAGCAAGGGUAAGCAAAAGGAGAAGGUGAACAACAUGGUCCUUUUCGACCAGGGUACCUACGACAAGCUUCUCUCUGAAGCUCCCAAGUACAAGCUCAUUACCCCUUCCAUCCUCUCCGAUCGUUUGAGGGUUAAUGGAUCACUUGCCAGGAAGGCAAUCAGGGAGCUGAUGGCUAAAGGUCUGAUCAGGAUGGUGUCUGCCCAUUCUAGCCAGCAGAUCUACACUAGGGCUACCAACACCUAGAUUUUGCGUUUUUUUAUGUCUUCGUUCAACGUUUUCGCAUCUCAGAUGUUCUACAUGUCAGCAGUUUCCAAGAGUUGAUGACUUGUUUUAUCGAAAUAUUGUUGUUGACAGUAUUUUUGUUCUUGUUGAACAUGGUGAAAGUUUAUGCCGAUGUUGAGCUUGUUACGAUCUUUAGGCCUCCUCAUUUGCGAAGAAUGCAUAUGAGUUUUGCUGGUUUUCUUUUCCCUGGUGUCGAUCCUAGGUGAUAUACUAUGGUAUAAUCUCACCUUCAUUUACUCCUCCGUAAUGCGAUUUUAAGAGGCCAGACGAUAGCUAUAUCGAUAACGAUAUAGUAAACUCGGUUUUGGUUGUACGACUUCAAUUUGUGCGAAGAACCCUCCAUUUGGGUUAGGCAGCUGCGUUAUGUGCGUCCAAAAUCUUCAGUUCAUUAUUGGGCUGUCAAGCUAUGAAGGAGCAAUGGAAAAAAAUAAUCACGAGAAAUUUCGGGCUGAAUGGAUUUUUGUGUGAAAAUAUGGAGUAACCAACGGCUCACGUUAAAGCUCCUCUAGCCAUAAUUCCAGUGCAACAGCAGUCCACUUGAUUUUCUCUAUUGUUUGUUUUCUUUGCCAACUUCACAACAAAAGUAAUUAUGUCGU
Molecule: messenger RNA, 1712 nt
Organism: Linum trigynum
Lineage: Eukaryota; Viridiplantae; Streptophyta; Magnoliopsida; Malpighiales; Linaceae
Source: the annotation of a GenBank genome assembly